This is a messenger RNA of Hyphopichia burtonii NRRL Y-1933, 2200 nucleotides long. RefSeq lists its product as uncharacterized. Gene Ontology annotation, molecular function: protein binding. Bases 441 to 1853 code for a protein of 470 amino acids. The transcript has a single exon. Lineage: Eukaryota; Fungi; Ascomycota; Pichiomycetes; Serinales; Debaryomycetaceae. The record is from RefSeq and is a predicted model, not a curated record.
AAAAAGAUAGCCAUUACAUAAGCGGAGUGUUUUUGAGAAAACUUUUAGUAUGGGGAGAUGGAAAGAUCAGCCACUUUAAUUAAGGGAAACCAAAAGAUAAAAGAAAAAACUGUGACUUGAAAUUAAUCAAAGCUUUUUGAAACAACAACUCCAUAAACACAACAACUCCAUAAACACAACAACUCCAUAAACACAGCAGCUUUCUAGACUACAGCAGAUACACCAACUCAUAACAAGCCAGAUAAUAAUAGAGAUAUCGUCAUAAAAGCAGGCUGUAUUUACUUUCCCUAGACUGUUUUUCUAAAAGAGAUCUUUUCGUAUUUUCAUCGUUUGCGUUUUUGAUUGUCAUUAAGUUCCCUCUUAUAUAUUUGCAUAGGGAGGCUUACAGUAGUAGAAGAGUUCAUCAUAUAUUCCAGUUUUUCAAACUUGUGCAUGAGAUGAUGCAUUUGCUAGCGUAUACAUUAUGGUUUUCGAUAACGGUAUUGAAGACCCAAGCAACCCCAUUACCAAUAUAUUCUUUGAUAGAUGAUGAUCCAACUGAAGAAGGGCCCAAGAAUCCCAAUUUGAAUCAGCCUUAUCCCCCAAGAUCAUCAAAUGGGAUAAGUGAGCGAGCCAGUUUUUUCAUUGGAUUUGGAGUUACCACAAUAUUAACGAUUAUUAUUGGUUUAUGUUUGAUAUUCAUUUAUAGAACUCGAAUUAGAUUAAGUGAGGAUGAGUUAGCAAGAGAAGAAGAAAAUCAAGCAUAUAUGGAAUUAAAUCUGGAAGAACAAGAACUAUUUUUCCAAAGCAAAGAUUACUUAAUAAAUAACCCAUACUUAAGAGAUGAAUUGACUUUUUCACAAAAUUUAAGUAUUCAGGAAAAGGGAAUUAAAGCAUGGGAAUUCAUUAAAGAUUCGAUGCUAACUAAUAACGAUGUCAUGAUUCUUAAUAAAACAGAAAUCAAUUUUUUCAAAAAAUUUGAAUGUUCAGUAACUACCAAUUUACCAAUACCCAUGCAAAACGACGUUUAUUAUUUUGAAAGUAAAAUCUAUUCAUUACCAGAUGACACUAAUACCUUAAUAUCUAUUGGAUUAGGAAUUAAACCGUAUCCUUGGUUUAGAUUACCCGGUAGACAUCAUCAUUCAAUAAGUUAUGAUAGUAAUGGGUAUAGAAGAUUCAACCAACCUUUCAAGUUUGAAACUGACCCCCCUUUCCCCAAGCUCAUUGAAGGUGAUGUUAUUGGAGUUGGUUACAGAGUUAGAAGUGGAACGGUUUUUUUCACAAGAAAUGGUAAAAAGGUUAGUGAACUGAAAUUAGGAGGUCAUAUCAAGAAUUUUAAAAUCCCAAAUCAUGGCCAAAUAUAUCCAAUCAUUGGUGCUAAUAACUUAUGUUCAAUCCAUGUUAAUCUAGGUCAAAUGGGUUAUGUUUUCAUCGAAGGGAACGUUAAAAAAUGGGGGUUUGCUCCUUUAGAAGGUAAUGGGCCAGCACCUCCAGCCUAUAAUAAGUUUAAUUCCGAUAUUUUAUUAGAACGACUGGAAAUCGAUGAUGAAAAUAACGAUCUACUGGAAAGAGAAGAUGACUUCCCCCCUAAUUUUUGGGAAAUUCAUCCACUGGACUCAAAUAAUGAUGAAUACGAUGAUGAUAACGAUAGCAGUGGUCUAUUAGCUCAUGAUAAAUUUAGUUAUAAUGCCUAUAGCGAAGUUAACUCCAAUGAUGAACGAAUUACUCUCAAUAGUUUAUUGCCUCCAAAUAAACCCCCUUCCUAUAAUAGUGAAGAAGAAGACGAACCUCAUCUUGGACCUUCAGAAGAAGCACAAGAAUCAAAUUCGCAUUCCAAUGAUUCAAACUCUACCGACAGCACUAUCCAAUUUUGAAUUCAAAACGUACAUUUACUGUUUGUGAAUUGAUUGCGAUACUUGUCCGUUGCCCCUUUUGUACUUUUCUUCUUUCUCUUUCAAUUCUACCCGGGUUCUUUUCAACUUUUUGUAUAAUUCAUUUCACUUCUACUAAUUCGUAUUAAACACUACUUGUACAUUCGCGUGGCCCUUCAUUUGUAGUUACCCUCUAAGAGGAAAAUGGUAGUUUUUUCGGAACCCAUUACCCCACAAAGACUAUAUACCACCAUUGGACAGCUUUAACUCUGCAUACGUCAAGAAGAUCAAACAAAACAAAGACAUCAUCAACCCAUCAAGCAUGCAUUGAGAAACACGAGUAGCGUUGG